This is a messenger RNA of Photinus pyralis (common eastern firefly), 1463 nucleotides long. Its product is annotated as luciferin 4-monooxygenase-like. Gene Ontology annotation, biological process: long-chain fatty acid metabolic process; fatty-acyl-CoA biosynthetic process. The record is from RefSeq and is a predicted model, not a curated record. Lineage: Eukaryota; Metazoa; Arthropoda; Insecta; Coleoptera; Lampyridae. Gene Ontology annotation, molecular function: long-chain fatty acid-CoA ligase activity. The coding region runs from base 2 to 1420 and encodes 472 amino acids. The transcript has 5 exons.
AAUGGUUCUUGACUCACGAGGAAUAGGCUACGUGUACUACCACGCCAUGCGAAACCAUGGCAGAAAAAUUGCACAGUUUGACACGGUCACGAAGGAUGAGCAGACUUACGACGAAUUGCUGCGGCACUGCGUUGGCGCCGCUCAAGCAUUCCAAAACCUUGGUCUCAAACCUGGCGAUUUCAUCUCGGUAUGCUCGACGAAUCACAUUGACGUAUGCGUCCCCUUCGUCUCGUCGCUAUUUACCGGUGUAAUUAACGCAGCUGUUGAUCCAUCGAUGUCGGAGCAAGAAAUUGUCCACUUGCUCAGUGAGGUGGGGCCCAAAAUCAUUUUUGUCGAUAAAGAUGCCGUGGUGCUUAUCGAAGGUGUGGUCGAAAAAUUGAAGACGAAACCGUUGAUUGUGGUCUUUGGAGAGAACGAAAAGUACUCGUCUUUCUGCCAGUUUGUCACCUCAAUCUCUGCCGACAGUGGAACAACUGCGAUGCCAAAAGGUAUCUGCCAUUCUCACCGAUCUAUGCUGUCAAACAAGCUGCAUUGUGAGUUUAAGGACUUAACCUGUAUCGCUUGGUUCACAAAUCCGUACUGGAUGACUUUUUACUUUGGAAUACAGAGAUGUUUCUUAAAUGGGAUACGCAGAUACAUCCUGCCACCUUUCACAGGUACCGAUACAUGGGCACUACUCGGCUUCAGAAUCGAUGCACUCACAAUCGGCACGUUACAAGCUCUCACCUUCGUUCACCUUCCGACGCCUGCCCACACCGAUCUAGGAAAUCUGGUUCAGCUUCAAUUGAGUGGUUUACCUUUACUAGAAGGACUGGCUCGGAAGCUGCACGAAAAGCUCCCAAAGACAAGGAUAAGUAACGUUUACGGACAGAGUGAACUUUUCGGGUGGCCCUUCGCUUUCGCAUCCGAUAUUAAAGGCCGAGAGUUAGCGGAAAAAUUCUCUAGUUCUGUAGGAGUCCCAGUGGAUGGAGUGGAUUGGAAGAUCGUAGACCUUGACACGGGAAAGGUUCUUGGCCAGAACCAAUGCGGCGAACUGAUGUUGAAGGCUGGUUUUCAGUUCAAAGGGUACCUCAACUAUGAUUCCUCCGACACGAUAGACUCGGAUGGUUGGUACAGGACGGGAGAUCUAGCGUACUAUAACGAUGAGAAUUGUUUCUUUAUUGUUGAUAGAAUUAAGGAUAUCUUCAAAUACAAGGCCUAUCGCAUAUUACCGAGCGAAAUCGAAUGCAUUCUUCUCGACCACCCCAUCAUUAAAAAUGCCGUGGUUCUCGGUCUGCCACACCAGACGGAAGGCAACCAUUCCAUGGCACUGAUUGAAUUACUCGAAGGAAAAGCAAUAAGCGCCGACGAAGUUGUAAAAUACGUUGACGAAAGGGUUGCGGACAAACAUCGCUUGCGUGGGGGGGGUAAAGAUUGUUGAUAGACUUCAACGCACGGUUACUAAUAAGAUUAAUCGUUUUAAA